AUGGACGGACAAAUUCAGCUUUUGGGUAAUAAGAAGCGUGCUUCUUGGCGAUCACUUUGCCGAAAGCAACUCGCUGAUCAUAUAUUUGAGAGACUUCAAAUUAUAGUAGACCCCGCGGAGGUUCGAUUGAAGACAGAUAACGAAUGUCCCUAUGCAUGGCAGGUAGAAGAUCCAUCUAUCGAGCAUCUCUUUCAGAAGCAUAUGAGUAAACACUCGUUAGGGGGCUAUAUGCUGCUUCACCGCGAGGUGGGCCACAAAUUUCAUGCAAUUCCUACAAAAUGCAAGAAAGACCAGACGGAGCUUGAUACUGUUGCCCAUAUGCGAGCUGAAAACCUCAGUCUCGUGGAGAAACUAAGGGCAUCCGAAGAUAAAGCAUCUCGUUACGAGGAGGCUGCAACACAAGCUGAGGCCGAGAUCAAAGACAAAAAUACAAUGAUUCGGGAAGCACAGGCUACCAUAAAUCUUCACCAGCAAGAUAUCUUGAACUGGAUGGCUGUUGCCGAGUGGUAUCAGACCAAAUGUUUCCAGUGUUCGAAUGUGCUAGGACAAAUGAUGGCAUUUUUACAAGACACCGCAUCUGAGAACGAGUGA
Molecule: messenger RNA, 591 nt
Organism: Penicillium bovifimosum
Lineage: Eukaryota; Fungi; Ascomycota; Eurotiomycetes; Eurotiales; Aspergillaceae
Exons: 3
Coding region: 1-591 (196 amino acids)
Source: RefSeq, a predicted model, not a curated record